UAUGACUGCGCCUCGAGCAUCUUGCGCAUGCGCCCGAUCGUCGUCUUCGCCGUCACGGCGGGGGGCGUGUUCAGCAUGUACGCGCCGCCGGCGAUCACCUUCCGGCACGAGCCGCACUUCCAGAUGCCCGUCGCCUGGCGCUUGACGUUGUCCUUCCCACAAAAGACGCAGUUGUACUUCGAGUGCUGCGAGACCUCCAUCUUCUUGAUGUUCUUCCGGAUCGACGCGCCGUACCGAAUGCCGUACUUGCCGCAGAUCCCUACUUUCUUCGUACGCUUACCCAUCUUGGCGCGGCGUCGACCUGCGUGAGGGGCGGGCGGUGAGUGUCUGCGUCCGCGGGCGGCGCGCUCGUCUCGUGUGUGGUGGGGCUACCCGCAGCGACGCCGGGUGCCGUCGCGGGUGUUACCGCGCAGCCGACGGCCCGUCGCUGGCGUUACUGCGCCGCCGACGGCCGCAGACGGCCAAUCGAGCGCGCUUGCAGCACGCGGCUCGGCCGCACAGGGCUGGGCGCCCGGCAGGGAUGCCGGGUGCCCCGUGCUGGCGCAGGCGGGCGCCCAGACGGCCGUACAGGGCAACUCGCGGUUUGCAAGCCAAGUCGCU
Pelagomonas calceolata is the source of this 600-nucleotide messenger RNA. The record is from the annotation of a GenBank genome assembly. NCBI's taxonomy places the organism in Eukaryota, Pelagophyceae, Pelagomonadales, Pelagomonadaceae.